AUGAAUAGCGAUUUUGGCAGCAACUCUGAUUCCUCCUCUGGACUCGAUGGGGCAGAGAUUGAAACAGGCACCGUCGCCUCUGCUCCUAUGGCUUCUCGAGCAAAUACACCAGCUUCGCUGCAGUCGCCCAGCCACCUGGACGCUGCUGUGCAGACGUUGCCCUCAUAUUCUGCCCGUGCAGCUUCCUCAUUUUCUCGCAAUCGUUGCACAAUAAAAGGUCCAUCUUCAUACUCCCGAAGUGCAAUUUCCUUAAGCAAAGCUAGUGGUUCAGGCAUACUUCACUUGCCAUCACGCACCUCUAGCCCUGUUGAAGAGGAGUCGAGUAUUGAUGAAGCUAGCCCUGGCAUAAGCUGGGCUUGUUUGUCUGGUCGAGAGCCAAGCGUAGGUCGUAGGCCAAGAUGCAAAGUUAACGCAUCUACAUUGGAAGAUGUAGGUGCUCUCGGUAGGAGUGUCAGGUUCAGAUUGAAUACUCGCAAUAAAUCGACUCGAUCGGUCUCACACUUUGGCUCCGCUGAAGAUAAUCGAGAGCAAAAUGGCCAACUAGACGAUGCACAGAUACGAUGCACAGUUGAACCCUGGGAAGUGCUAGGCCGGCAUCCUCAUCCCAAUGAGGUGCGGGCCUCACGCAUUUGCUUGAGGAACACCAGCAAUGCCAAUGUUCAGGUAUGCAUUAUAGCCAAUCAUGAGGGCUUAUUUUGA
Messenger RNA from Protopolystoma xenopodis, 699 nucleotides. Lineage: Eukaryota; Metazoa; Platyhelminthes; Monogenea; Polystomatidea; Polystomatidae. The record is from the annotation of a GenBank genome assembly.